GACGCAUUAAACGCACAAGAUUGCGAAGAUUGCUCGGUGCAGCACGUGCAUCAAUCAUCCCCGAGCACCAAGGGCGGCACAGUCGACACCAUGCGUCGUCGGAAGCUGCAGGACCUGCGUGUACUGAGCUUCAACCUCCUAGCGCCAUGCUACUUUCGUCACGGUGGCCGUCUGGAAGCCACCGACUCGCGGCAAUACAUGGGCCGGCUAGGUGCACUUGUGUCGCCGCUCAAAGCCGAGCUCGCCAACAUCAUGUGUCUGCAGGAGUUCUGGUUCGACGAGACGUACAUGCGGACAUUUCAGUCCCACUUUCCAAACUUCAGUUGCUACGCAUCCAAGCGCCCCGGACUCAAGGAAGACGGUCUUGCGAUCUUUAUUGACCACUCCAAGUUGAUGAUCCACAACUUCCGCCAACUCGAUUUUGACAAGGCCGGCGAGCGCGUCGCCAUGCUCAUGCACUUGAGUUUUCUCCCAAACUCCCUGCCCUCGCACACCCUUUCGUUCAUGGAGCGAUCGUUCCUCCUCAUCAACACGCAUCUCACGUUUCCUCACUCGGACAUCAACCGCGUCAUGCGCAUGAACCAAAUCGAGACCAUGCUGAGCGCCGUCCAGGAGUACCAGCGCAAGGAGCACCUCGAGCAAUGUCCCGUGAUCAUGUGCGGCGACUUCAACGACAUCUACGACCCUGUGCACAACCUCGUGAUCAGCCACGGCUUCCAAAGCGUCUUCGCCGAAGUGCACGGCCGCGAAGCCAAGAUCACCCACUGCAACCACAACAACAGCGAAGUCGGAGUCGACUUUAUCUUUAGCUACAACCCACAGCCGCCGCCGCAGCCGUUGAACGACUUCGAGAAGCGCGUGAUCUUACUCCCCAACGCAUGCGACUUGCUGCCUCGGUCCCUGCCCGACUCGACCCGAUUAAAGCGGCCCGAGUUCUUGCCCCCCAAGACCCCUUGGGAAGCCGUGCAGGUACAUCAUUCUACCCCUGCAUGGCCAACCGGUUGAGAACAGUCGCUUAGUUUACGGACACCACCGCCCAGUCAAUCCCGGACGCUGUCGACUACUGGCGCCUCGUGUCGGACCACCGGCCGCUAGUGGCCACUUUCAAAGUAGACACGAAUUCGUUGUAACUUGGUGCGUUGGUGUUGUGUGUGACGCCGUG
This is a messenger RNA of Aphanomyces astaci, 1162 nucleotides long. RefSeq lists its product as hypothetical. NCBI's taxonomy places the organism in Eukaryota, Oomycota, Saprolegniomycetes, Saprolegniales, Verrucalvaceae. Gene Ontology annotation, molecular function: 3'-5'-RNA exonuclease activity. The transcript is spliced from 2 exons. The record is from RefSeq and is a predicted model, not a curated record. Bases 91 to 1005 code for a protein of 304 amino acids.